Lactuca sativa (garden lettuce) is the source of this 3893-nucleotide messenger RNA. RefSeq names its product structural maintenance of chromosomes protein 1. Gene Ontology annotation, molecular function: ATP binding; DNA binding; ATP hydrolysis activity. Gene Ontology annotation, cellular component: chromosome; nucleus; cohesin complex. Gene Ontology annotation, biological process: sister chromatid cohesion. Lineage: Eukaryota; Viridiplantae; Streptophyta; Magnoliopsida; Asterales; Asteraceae. The record is from RefSeq and is a predicted model, not a curated record.
AAUCCUAUCAUACCGCCAAAACAGCACCAAUUUCCUAUUCCCAUAAACCACCUAUUUGUCGACGCCAGGUUUCAAAAAUCAUGCCAGCAAUGGCUUCGCAAGGCAAAAUUGAUCGGAUCGAACUCGAGAACUUCAAAUCUUACAAAGGUCACCAAGUCAUCGGUCCUUUCUUUGAUUUCACCGCGAUUAUUGGUCCCAACGGUUCUGGAAAGUCUAACCUCAUGGAUGCUAUAAGCUUCGUGCUCGGUGUUCGAACCAGUCAACUCAGAGGCGGGCAGUUGAAGGACUUGAUUUACGCUUUUGACGACCGGGAAAAGGAGCAAGGAGGUCGUAGGGCUUCUGUUAAGUUGGUUUAUCGACUUGAAAACGGUACUGAACUCUUGUUUACUCGUAUUAUUACUGGUGCCGGGGGAAGUGAGUACAUGAUCGAUGAUAGGGUUGUGAAUUGGGAUGAUUAUAAUGCCAGGUUGAAAUCUCUUGGAAUUCUCGUGAAGGCCAGGAAUUUUCUGGUUUUUCAGGGUGAUGUGGAGUCUAUCGCAUCUAAAACUCCUAGAGAACUUACGGUGCUUCUUGAGCAAAUAUGUGGGUCUGAUGAAGAUAAGAGAUUGUAUGAAGAUCUAGAAGAAAAGAAAGGUGCAGCUGAGGAAAAGUCUACACUUGCUUAUCAGAAGAAAAGGACAAUUGUCAUGGAGAGAAAGCAGAAGAAGGAGCACAAGGAAGAGGCCCAGAAACAUAUGCGUCUGCAACAAGAGUUGGUAUGUCAUCCUAGGGAACACUUGUUGUGGCAGUUAUUUAACAUAGAAAACGAUAUUGAGAAGGCCAAUCAGGAGAUUCAAGCUGAAAGUAGUAGACUUGAAGAAGUUGAGAAUGAAUUGGGUGGUUAUGAGAAUGAAUCAUGCAAAAAAGAAAAGGAACAAGCUAAAUAUAGAAAAGAAAUUGAUAAACAAGAAAAGAAGCUUGCAGAGAAGAAAAAUAAAAUUGAUAAAUAUCAACAGGAGCUUCUGAAGCCAAAGGAGGAGAAGUUUCGGUUGAUUGCAAAACUUGAAAACACUGAGAAAGAGCUUGAGAAAAGGAAAGAAGAGAAGAAGAAACACAUGGUUGAAAUACAGAAGCUUCAGAAUGACUUGGAGGACCUUACAAACCAACUCAAUAACUUACAAACAAAAGCUCAAUCUGAAAAAGGGAAGCAGCGACUUCACUUAACUGAUCAUCAGUGGGAGGCCUAUAAUCGCAUCAAAGAGGAAGCUGGUAUGAAGACUAUCAGGUUAAGGGACGAAAAAGAUGUCCAAGAUAGGGAACAACAUGCUGACGUGGAAGCUGAAAAGAAUCUGGAAGAGAAUCUUCAACAGUUAGAGAGUAGGAAACAAGAGCUUGAGUCACAACAGAAACAAAUGCAAAGUAGACUAAAGAAGAUUCAAGAAGCCAUUGACGAACAUAAUGAAGACCUCAAACGACUCAAAAAGGAACAAAAUAACAUCACCAAGAAGCUUGGAGAUUCCAAAGUAAAAUAUGAGAAGUUGAGGGGUGAUAUAAGUGAUUUGGAGAAUAAAUUACGUGAGUUGAAGGCUGAUAAAAAUUCAAAUGAAAGGGAUACAAAGUUGUCAGAAACAGUUGAGGCUCUCAUGCGUUUAUAUCCUGGUGUUCAUGGUCGUAUGACUGACCUUUUCAAGUCAACACAGGAUAAAUAUAACCUUGCUGUUACUGCUGCUAUGGGCAGAUUUAUAGAUGCUGUAGUUGUUGAUAAUGAGGAUACAGGAAAAGAAUGCAUCAAGUAUUUGAAUGACCAAAGGCUUCCUCGAAUGACUUUUAUACCUCUUAACUCAAUCCGAGUUGAGCCAAUUAUUGAGAAGCUGCGUGCCUUAGGUGGAACUGCAAGGCUUAUCAUUGAUGUGAUCCUAAAUGAUCAAGUACUGAAUAAGGCCAUCAUGUUUGCUGUGGGGAAUACUUUAGUCUGUGAUGAUCUUGAUGAAGCUAAGCAUCUGAGUUGGACAGGAGAGAGAUUUAGAGUUGUAACCAUUGAUGGAAUUUUAUUAACAAAGGCUGGCACCAUGACUGUUGGCACAAGUCGUGAAAUGAAUGCAAGGUCACAAAAAAAGAAAAUACAAGAUCUUAAAAAAGAAAAAGAAGGGUUUGAAGCUGAGUUGCAAGAGGUGGGGUCCAUAAGAGAAAUGCAGUUAAAGGAGUCUGAAGCAUCUGUGAAGAUCAAUGGAGUUCAAAAGAAAAUUCAGUAUGCAGAGAUUGAGAAGGAAUAUACAAAGGAAAAACGAUCAAAGUUGAUAUCGGAAUACAAUAAUAUAAAAAGUAAAAUUGGUGAUAUCGAACCUCGUCUUCUUGAGAUAAGAAAUAAGAUUUCCUCAAGACAACACAAGAUUUUAUCACUCGAGAAGAGAAUCAAUGAGAUUGUUGACAAAAUUUACAAAAGAUUCAGCGAGUCUGUUGGGGUGGAAAAUAUCCACGAGUAUGAAAAAAGCCACCAUGAACUGGCUGAUGAAAGGCUUCGUUUGCAUAAUCAGCAGUCCAAAAUCAAAUACCAGCUGGAGUAUGAGAAAAAGCGAGACAUGGGAGAUCGAAUUGCAAAGCUGACAUUAUCAAAGAAUGAAUUCAAAAAAGGUUUGCUUGAGGUUGAUGAGAGAGAGAAAGAAGUUAAAUCGAGUAUAGAGAAAGUGACCAAAGAGUUUGCUACAUUAAAGGAAGAAAUAAAGGAGUGGAAGUCACAAUCAGAGGUGUGUGAGAAGGAGAUGAAACAAUGGAAAAUUAAGAUCUCUAUUUCUACAACCAAUAUAACAAAACUUCAAAACAGGAUAGAUGCCAAGGAGACUCUAAUCACGCAAUUAAACUCCAAGAAACAGGAUAUUUUGGACAAGUGUGAGUUAGACCAAAUCACCCUUCCAACUGUGGCUGAUCCCAUGGAAGUGUAUGAUUUCAGUCAACUCGGUGGGUCACAUCAGCAUAACACGACACCUGCUGAAAGGGAGAAGGUGGAAGCAGAGUUUAAACAGAAAAUUGGAAGCAUAAUAUCAGAAAUUGACCAAACGACCCCUAACUUGAAAGCCCUAGAUCAAUACACCGCAUUGCAGGAGAAAGAGAAAACAGCCAUCAAAGAGUUUGAAUUGGCCAGAGAUGAAGCGAAAAAGAUAGCCAAGGAGUUUGAAGCUGUGAGGACCAGAAGGCUUACUCGUUUUAUGGAAGCGUUGGAGCAUAUAUCUGGUAACAUCGACAAAAUCUAUAAGCAAUUGACAAAGAGCAGCAGACAUCCGUUAGGUGGCAGUGCAUAUUUAAACUUGGAAAACGAGGAAGAACCAUUUUUGCAUGGAAUAAAGUACAGUGCUAUGCCACCUACAAAACGUUUCCGUGACAUGGAGCAACUAUCAGGUGGGGAAAAGACGGUUGCAGCCCUUGCUUUACUUUUCUCCAUCCACAGUUACAAGCCAUCGCCAUUCUUUAUACUGGAUGAGGUGGAUGCAGCACUUGACAAUUUGAAUGUUGCUAAGGUUGCUGGAUUCAUUAGAUCAAAAUCGAAUGGCUUACAGAGUAUUGUGAUCUCACUCAAGGAUACCUUUUAUCACAAGGCUGAAGCCAUGGUUGGGGUUUACAAGGAUUUUCAAACAGGCUGCUCAAGAACUUUGACAUUCGACCUCACAAAAUUCGAGGAGUCAUGACAGGUUGGAAGAGAAGUUAAUAGUGAACAUAAAUGUCAAUUUUUUGUUUAAAAAAGAUAGCCCAUGUUUUUUUUUGUUGACAUUGUUCGACCUUUUAGACCACACCACACCCAUUCUUUCCUUGAUUUAAGGAUAUGUGAUUAGAUUUCUUGUUUGACUAGCUGUUGCUUUUAAAUUCUAGUUGUAACUGCUUGUUCUAUAUGUGGAAUGAAAGCAUAAGAAUUAAGACAACAA